Molecule: messenger RNA, 1524 nt
Organism: Phytomonas sp. Hart1
Lineage: Eukaryota; Euglenozoa; Kinetoplastea; Trypanosomatida; Trypanosomatidae
Source: the annotation of a GenBank genome assembly
AUGAAUAUUCCAUAUCCUUUAUCACCCCAGGAAGUUGCCAGCGCGCUUGUUAAAUUAACGGCACCUCACCUUAAGGUCACGACGGACCGCAGCGGCGAUAGAGACGAUGAUCUAUCUGAACACAGUAGUGACGUCCUACAUACCGUGCACUGGGGCUCUCGGAUCUCAUGUGGGGCUCUCCCGUGUUGUGUACCCGUUUUGGGGGAUUUGAUGAGUUUUUUUGAGCCAAAUGACUCACCGGGUGUGAUACGAGCGCACAUUAACAAUCGUGCGCACUUUCUUUUGCACAAAAAGCGCACCCAUAACUUCCCAGGCCUUCUGCACGUGUCGGUGGCCUCCUCGCGAUUAGUGACCCAGCGAUCGGGCGAUUGCUUCCAAUUCUCCGUGAUGAACCAUUCUGAGCAGGUAUCAGAACCGAUGGUUCUUCGGAGUUCCUAUGAAAUGCUCAAAAGGGAAGUAGUGUUGUGGAUCACGCGGAUUGCCACAUCGAACGUGGGAAAGACCAAACCUAUAAAGCUUGCUGAGAUUGAGUCCCAGUUUCCUUUCCUGAUGCUCCUGUCUCCGGCCCAACGUGUCAAUUACUUAAUGCAGGCAAUCCACACGUAUGCGCACGGGACCAUCAUUUGGUUCGACAAGACCGCAAUUGUCGAGACCGGCGUUCCGACUUUUUUUUGCGCCGAGUUGGGGACUAAAGGGGAACGGCGUGGCGUUUCCGCCCUUCGUCUUGCUCUUGACAACGCUUCCGUUCUAGGGGAUUAUGCCCGAAUUGAAAAGCUAUGCCACGCCUUACGCGUCAUUCUAGAAAUGCACCUCAAAAGCCCCAAUGUGGUAAUCCCACCUCAUCUGUUGAGGUGCGUUGGCAUCGCCUUUCAAGUAAUGAUUCCUUUUCUGAAUGCGAGUCUGCGGAUCUCUGAAAUGUCGCCACUCCCUGUGAUGGGCCAGCUCGACCUUAUUCUGGAUUACUGCGGCACGGGGGACGUGGACAAACUCACCGAAUUCUCUGACAUCAAGAAGAAAUCUCAAAAACGCCGAACGGGCUGGCUGCCUUUUCUGGUUUCCGUGGUCCAGCGUGCGAGCUGCCACCGGCGGUGCUUUUAUGUUGAUCGCGAGUCCUCCGUGCGACCUAAACAGCCCUUGAUGGACAACGCCUCGACAUUUUUCGCAUCAGUUCUGCCCUCCGACCCCCAACAGACGCCCAACACGCUGACGAUUGAUGGGAAUUCAUUAAGGAGCUCGCUAAUUGACCAAUGGAAUGGGAAUACCAUCCCUGAAGUGUCGUUGUUCAAAGGCAACAAGCUCAUGGAUUUACAGAAAAAGGUGCUAAGCGAACUGGUUUUUUCCGUUCACCAACCGGCUCAUCUUCUUUUGAGCAAUAUAUCUAGUACACAAGAUAAUGAUGAGCUGAAAUUAUUUAUUGGGAAGCGUUCCCGUCAUUCUGAAGAAAACAUCUUUGAUGAAAAGGAAUCCUACACUCUCGAUAUCAUUCGACAAGGCGCAUUUUCUAAACGAUAUCGGCGUAAAUAG